Stylonychia lemnae is the source of this 333-nucleotide messenger RNA. NCBI's taxonomy places the organism in Eukaryota, Ciliophora, Spirotrichea, Sporadotrichida, Oxytrichidae. The record is from the annotation of a GenBank genome assembly.
AUGAUCAAUAAGCAAGGAUUAGGCGAGAAAAAUCGAGCUAGGAUGAUCGAUUGGAUGUAUCAAGUUUUUAAAGCAAUCAAUAAAAGCAACGAUAAGACAUUUUUCCAAGCUGUCGCGAUUAUGGAUAGAUGCUUCUCUGAAUUAUCAAAGAAAAUGAAAAAUACUGGGGGCAUGGCUUCCUCAUAGCCUACUUAUUAAGUUGAUUUACAUCUGAUUGGACUAACCUGCAUUUGGAUUAGUUCAAAACUAGAAGAUGUAAUACCUAUAAGUCUAAGAGAAAUUGUGAAAGAUGCUUCACAUUUUAAGUACUCCAACGACGAGAUCUAUGUCUGA